Molecule: messenger RNA, 3040 nt
Organism: Oreochromis niloticus (Nile tilapia)
Lineage: Eukaryota; Metazoa; Chordata; Actinopteri; Cichliformes; Cichlidae
Gene: hyal1
Product: hyaluronidase 1
Exons: 4
Coding region: 38-1426 (462 amino acids)
Biological process (GO): carbohydrate metabolic process; hyaluronan catabolic process
Cellular component (GO): cytoplasmic vesicle
Molecular function (GO): hyalurononglucosaminidase activity
Source: RefSeq, a predicted model, not a curated record
UGUUGCUUCCCCUUUUCCUGAACAUGUCUUUCAGAUCAUGAGACUUGUGGUUAUUUCACAAGGCCACAAGCUCCAAUCCCUCUCUACUUAUAAAGUCGGAAUGAGGUCCUUCAAGCCCGCGGUGCUGCUGCACUUAAUUCUGAUCAGCCUCGUCUCAGGGCUGCACUAUCCAAAUUCACCUUUUUCCAAAGUGCCUUUCCUGACUGUGUGGAACGCCCCAAGUGCCAACUGCCUCUCUCAGUAUGGCGUUGACCUUGACCUGGGGAUGUUUAACAUUGUCCAAAACCAGAAUCAAACCUUUAUGGGUCAGAACAUAACCAUCUUUUAUGCUGAGAAGCUUGGUCUGUAUCCAAGGUAUUCCCACCAGGGAGAGGCUAUUAAUGGCGGGGUUCCACAAAACAGCAGCCUUGACAAACAUCUCAAAGUUGCCAGGGAGAAUGUAAACACCUAUAUCCCUGACAGGGGUUUCCCAGGCCUGGGUGUGGUGGAUUGGGAAAGUUGGAGACCUGAAUGGGAGAGAAACUGGGACACUAAGAAGAUAUACCAGGAGGGGUCAAAAGCGCUAGUGAGGUCUAAGCAUCCAGACUGGAGCCCCAAACAAGUAGAUGACGCAGCACGUGUGGAGUUUAACAAAGCUGCGAGGAAUUUCAUGGAGGAAACUCUGAAAUUGGGGCAGGCAGCAAGACCAGAUGGUUUGUGGGGCUAUUAUGGUUUUCCAAACUGCUACAACUACUACAGCAACAAAAGCACAGGCUACACAGGGGAGUGUCCACCUGUGGAGUUAAAGAGAAAUGACAAGCUUCUCUGGCUGUGGAGCACCUCCUCUGCUCUGUAUCCCGACAUCUAUCUCAGCAUCCAGAUGCAAAGUCUCAGCAGAGAAGUGCUCCUCUACUGCCACCACCGCAUCCUGGAGGCAAUGAGAGCAGCGGAUCAGGUGACUCCGUUUGCGCCACCCGUGUACGCCUAUGCUCGCAUCGUCUACACAUACACGCUGGAAUUUCUCUCUCAGGAGCACCUGGUCUACACUAUUGGAGAGAGUGCCGCUUUAGGCUCUGCUGGUGUAGUUCUUUGGGGCGACCACGCUCUUUCCAAAACUCAGGCUACCUGUGCUGCCGUCAAGUCCUACAUCGAUAACACUCUGGGUCCUUACCUGGUAAACGUGACAUCAGCGGCUACGCUUUGCAGUCAGAUCAUGUGUUCCUCUCAUGGACGGUGUCAGAGGAAGGAUCCGCAGUCGAAGGCCUACCUCCAUCUUGACCCUGCCUCGUGGAAAGUGGUGUCCAAGAGGAAACCAAAUGGAUGGAGGAAAUACAAAGUUUUAGGACGUUUGCAGCCACGUCAUGUAAAGCUAAUGGAGUCUGAGUUUCAGUGCAGAUGUUACGCUGGGUGGAGGGGUCAGAGCUGCUCUGAGCCUGUUCAGCUAUAAGACUUAGAUAAGCAAGUGAGAGCAUUGUUUAAAUAAGUGGCAGUAAAAUUUGAGGAAUUGAAAACUCAAAGAGUGCAUGCGCUCUCCUGUUAAGGGAAAUUCUUUAAGCAGUGUCAUGGUUUUUGGCUUUUUUGUUUUAGCCUUUUUCUUUUUUCAAACUUGUAAAUGCAGCAGCUUUGCACUUUUGAAACUAGUAGCUAAUUAAUGGCUUCUUAGCAGUGAAUGUAUCAAGAUACACUAAGACACUUUAUUAGGUACACCUGGCUGGACCCUCUUUUGCCCUAAUUCUUUGUGGCAUAGAUUCAACAAAGUGCAGGAAACAUUCCUCAGACAUUUUGGUCCACACUGACAUGAUAAUAUCACGCCGUUGCUGCAGAUUUGUCAGCUGCACAUGGUGCAAGCCUCUGAUGUCACCACAUCCUAAUGGUGCUCUUUUGGAUUGAGAUCUGGUGACUGUGGAGGCCGUUUGAGUGCACUGUCAUGUUUGAAAAACUAAUUUGAGAUGAUCUGAGCUUUGGGAUAUAAAAGCAUCUAUCAGAAUAUGAAUACACUGUUGUCAUAAAGGGAUAGCUACGUUCAGCAACAAUACUCAGGUAGGCUACUGUGCCCAAAAUGUGCUAAGAGAAAAUCCCCCACACCAUUAUAUCAUCACCACCAGCAUGAGCCGUUCAUACAAGGCAGGAUGGAUCCACGUUUACAUGUUGUUUACACCAAAUUCUGACUGUACCAUCCCUGUUUCAGAGCAGAAACUGAGCCUUGGCAGACCAGGCAAAACUUUUAUGAUCUUCUAUUGUCCAACUUUGGUGAGCUCAUUCGAAUGGUACCCUUAGUUUCCUGUUCUUAGCUGAGAGGAGUAGCACCCGGUGUGGUCUUCUGCUGCUGCUUCUGUUUCAAGAUUUGACGCGUCAUGUGUUCAGAGAUGUUCUUCUGCAUACCUUGUGGUAAUGAGUUGACCUCUGACCUCCAGUAUCAACAAGACAUUUUCCCCCAGAGUAACUGCUGCUCACAGGAUAUUUCCUCUUUUUCAGAUCAUUCUCUGCAAACUUUAGAGAUAAUUGUGUGGGAAAAUCCCAGAAGAUCAGCAGUUUCUGAAACGCUCAGGCUAACCUAUAACAUGUUCAAAGUCACAUAAAAUCACCUUUCUUCCACAUUCCGAUGCUCAGUUUGAGCAGCAGGUUGUCUUGACCGUGUCUGCAUUCCUAACGAGGCAUUAUCCCAUGCAUCAAUAAGCUGUUAGACAGAUGUACCUAAUAAAAUGUCCAGUGAUUGUAUAUUAUCAUUUGAGUGACAGAAAUCAGCUUUAAACUUUUAUGUGACUACAGUUUUUACAGAGGGUUUCCUCUACUGCAGUAUUUUGUUUUAUUACUUUGAACUUUUCUUACUUUGUCCAUAAUAAGGUUGGGCACAGAGUCUGAAUUCAGUGCUCACUUUCUGUUCUUUAAUGGUAUUUUAAGGCGUGUUACUACGGGUAAAAAAAAUCUCAGCUUAUCAGUGAAGGAGCUCUGGUGUCCAGCAGCUGAACAAUGCAGUAUUUGUAUACUCAGAGACAUUCUGAUUUCAUUUAGGGAAAAGGUUUGAUUGCAACUCCGUCCUGUAUUCAUGUGAAACAAAGAA